AUGGAACUCAAGAGUCUUGUGUUAUUCUUAACCCUAUUUUUACUAAACCUUAAUCAAUACUGCAAUGGUAAAUUACUGAAACACCAUAGCAGGAUCGUAAAUAUAUCAAGGGUUCCAGCUCUUCCGAACCCUUCCUUCGUGAGUUUAAAUCGCAGCAAAAAAGCAGAACCUAACACACCUCCACAAUUAACAGAGUAUAGAUUAAAUAAAAAUGUAGUCCUUUCAAAAUUACUUGAUAAAAGGAACCAAAAACUGGCGUUAGUUGCCAGCGGAACUGUAGUAUUUGCAGUGACUUGCUAUAAAUUUGUUUCUAAAAUACUUAAUUAUUACCUCUACGAACGCUAUGCCGUUAAGAACUCGCCUGGAAUUGUUAACACAAUAGGCCACGUUCUACUGAAAAACACGCCCUACGUGCCAUCGAAGACUUUCAUGGAUAAGGCUUUUAAACCAGUGUUAAUGGUCCUGGAAAAUACACCUUUCUUAAGAGGCCUGGUUAGACCUGGAAUGGAAAGAGUAUCAACGAGUUCUGUCAUCCAAAACGACACCAUAGUUCUAGUGUAUAUCUACGACGAACUGAUCCACCAACAAUCGAAGAAGUAUGGAUUUGACUACAUGAGCGUUGUUAUGAGUAAAUAUGAAUCACUGAAGAAAAGUGGGAAGAAGGUGGAACUAGUAUUGGUAAACCUGUCAAAUAAGUGGGACAUGAGCUAUGACACCUUCAAAGGGCUACCAUGCUACUCGGUUCCAUUUGGAAACAAGAACCUCAAACAUAAAAUUGCAAACAUGCUCGGACCAAACUCGAUACCGACCUUGUUUUUACUAGAUUCACAGGGAAAUGUGAUAAGCGAUAACUGCUUGUACCUGCUGUACAAGUGGUCCAACAACUUCCCAUGGCCGAAUGUAAAGUUCAUGGACUACUUGCCAGACAAACUCUACAACAGCGCAAACGAACCCGUUCCAAAGAGCAGCCUCUACGGAAAGAUUGUGGGAGUUUACCUGGAUAGCGGGAACCCUGAAGUGAGUCAAAAGCUCAGAAGCAAGCUGAAGGAACUUUACGAGUUCAUGAACAAGGCAACUGACGGCAAUUUCGAGCUUGUGACCCUUAAAUACUGCACAAAGAGGAACGAAUUUGACGAUUUCCUCAAGGGGAACCACCCCUCGUGGUUAAAUUUGGGUUUUGACGAGGUGACCACUAGCGUGCUGUUGGUCAACACCUUUGGAAUGAACGAGUUUGUGUCAAACGUAGUUCUUUUGGACCAACAGGGAGACGUGUACACAAAGUUUGGGAUGUUUGCACUUGACAAGAAUCUUCACCAGAGCUUGCUUAACGGGCUCCUGAAGGGAGCAGUCCGUGUGAAAGAUGGGGAAUUGGCACACUGCCACCUAAUGAACAGGCCAAUAAUAGUAGUGUUGGCAGAUAAAAAAGAUCCCAAGGGCUUGGAGGACUUAACAACUGAGUUAAACAAGGCCUUUUUGGCCCAUAAAAGAAAACGUAGAGGACAGGAGUUCGAGUUCUUGGUUCUAAAUGAAAAGAAACCGUGCGAGCAGACAAGAAAAUUUUUAAGACUUGAUGAUAAAACACUGAUGAUUGCUGUAAGUCCAUUUAAUAAGCUAUUGAAGUUUAAGGGAGGCGAACUGAAUGAAACUAGUGUUCUAAAAUUCAUAGAUGACUACUAUAACUCCUUCUAA
Molecule: messenger RNA, 1689 nt
Organism: Theileria annulata
Lineage: Eukaryota; Apicomplexa; Aconoidasida; Piroplasmida; Theileriidae
Exons: 3
Coding region: 1-1689 (562 amino acids)
Source: RefSeq, a predicted model, not a curated record